AUGACUACCCGUAACGCUAGCUCCCGAAAGUCAGAGAACCAACUCCCUCGGCCGAUUACGAUUGUUCAAACGGGGAAUACGCCCUUAAUUGGUUCUUGGUCUAUUGAUACACGGUUCACGCGCGGGUCACAUUCGAGGUCUGGGUCGAAUAGCCACUCCCGGUCGGGGUCAGGAUACAGUCCCAGGGACCACCGGGAUAGGAAUGUAGGGCCAGUAGACCUACAACUUCGUACUGAGCAUGGGGAAAUUAGCGCGGCGUUUUCGGUUGUCGGGCGCGAAUUUCAUGGGACGGAUUGUGAUAGGGCCAAUUUGGAUGUUCAAAGUAUCCACGGGAAUAUUGACGUUAGAGUGUCAAGAGAUGCAGAGUACCGGUUCCGGCUUACGGCGAGUUCAGACACCGGCCGUGUAGUUAUUGCUUUGCCACCCGACUUUGUGGGGACAAUCACACACGGGGAGCGUACGUCAUUUUCAGCGCGGGCGUUUCGGCUCGUGAGACUGGGCGCCACGGCCGCUACUAUGCCUACAAACUGGUUAAAUAGACCGCGCUCACGUUCUGGAUCCCUUUCAAACUCGAAAGUAAGCUCGAACUCACGUGGGGUGGGUAAUAACCGCAGCAGUGGUUCCGAGCUGGUGACAACUCGUGGAAUGCGUCACUUGUCGGUCGAGCGUGAUGGGACUUUGCGAGCAAGUGACGCUGUCGAGGUUCGAGCGGGGCGAAACGUACGGAUUAUUGUUUCAGGAGAACCAACGUGGCAUGCGAAUCCGUUAGUCGCCCGGGUGAUGGGUAUGUUUAUGAAGCAUUGA
This is a messenger RNA of Rhizoctonia solani, 804 nucleotides long. RefSeq lists its product as uncharacterized. The record is from RefSeq and is a predicted model, not a curated record. The coding region runs from base 1 to 804 and encodes 267 amino acids. The transcript has 3 exons. NCBI's taxonomy places the organism in Eukaryota, Fungi, Basidiomycota, Agaricomycetes, Cantharellales, Ceratobasidiaceae.